Messenger RNA from Mustela erminea (ermine), 5467 nucleotides. It is a transcript of the gene ALS2, whose product is annotated as alsin Rho guanine nucleotide exchange factor ALS2. The transcript has 35 exons. NCBI's taxonomy places the organism in Eukaryota, Metazoa, Chordata, Mammalia, Carnivora, Mustelidae. The record is from RefSeq and is a predicted model, not a curated record. Gene Ontology annotation, molecular function: guanyl-nucleotide exchange factor activity. The coding region runs from base 292 to 5265 and encodes 1657 amino acids.
CCCGCCUUCACACUAGCCGGCCGCCGCGCAGCCCCGCCCCCCCAGAGGCCCCGCCCCCCCGUGAAUCAGCUGAUCUCAGGGACCCGCUGGGCUGGGAAGCUCGCGCCGGAUGGAGACUGCGGUGCUGCCGGUGGAGCGUCAGGUCCUUUCCUUCACCCAUUCAUGAGGAUUUAUUGAAUGCCCGCUCUAGGCGCUCGGCACCGAAACCGGGGUCCCUGGCCGCGAACCUUGGUCUUUAUAUACUUUUCACAAAGAAGAAGUGAUUUGGUGAUGGAGUGCUUCCCCUGACCGAUGGACUCAAAGAAGAGAAGCUCAACAGAAGCAGAAGGAUCCAAAGAAAGAGGCCUGGUCCACGUGUGGCAGGCAGGAUCCAAUUCUGUAGCACCAGAGAGACUGCCAGGCUGGGGAGGAAAGGCUGUUCUUCAAGCAGCCCUUGGAGUGAAGCAUGGAGUUCUUCUGACUGAAGAUGGUGAGGUCUACAGCUUUGGGACGCUUCCCUGGAGAAGUGAACCAGCAGAGAUUUGUCCGAAUAGCCCCAUUCUAGAAAAUGCCCUGGUUGGGCAAUAUGUUGUUACCGUGGCAUCAGGGAGUUUCCACAGUGGAGCAGUGACGGAAAGUGGCGUAGUGUACAUGUGGGGGGAGAACUCUGCAGGCCAGUGUGCAGUAGCUAAUCAGCAGUAUGUUCCAGAACCGAAUCCUGUCAGCAUUUCUGACUCUGAGACCAGUUCUUUGGUUGCGGUCAGGAUUUUGCAGUUGGCGUGUGGUGAGGAGCACACACUGGCGUUGUCAAUAAGCAGAGAGAUUUGGGCAUGGGGUACUGGUUGUCAGUUGGGUCUCAUUACCACCACCUUCCCGGUGACAAAGCCACAAAAGGUGGAACAUCUUGCCGGCCGCGUCGUGCUACAAGUUGCCUGUGGCGCCUUCCACAGCUUGGCCCUUGUGCAGUGCCUCCCUUCCCAGGAGCUGAAGCCAGUCCCAGAAAGAUGCAACCAGUGCAGCCAACUCCUGAUUACUAUGACUGACAAAGAAGACCAUGUGAUUAUAUCAGACAGUCACUGCUGCCCCUUAGGGGUGACACUGUCAGAAUCCCAGGCAGAAAACCAGGUCAGCACUGCCAUCAGCCCCUGCACUGAAACCCUGGACAGUCAGGGAGAAGUGUUCGAGAACACGCUGGGAGGAAAGGAGCCGCCUGUUGCUACUGACACGCACGUUGGAAAUGUUCAGACCACGGGUGGUGAUGCCAUUUCCUCCCAACAAGAUGUCGUGGGAACAACUGAAAUUUCUUCGGCCAGAAAUGUACCGUCAUACCCUGAUACUCAGGCAGUGAAUGAGUACAUGGCAAAACUCUCAGAUCGCUCAGUAAGAGAGAACUCAGAGAACGGCGAAAAGCCAGUGCCAUCUCAGCCUCUUGUAGAAGAAGCAGUUCCUAAUCUUCACAGCCCACCAACCACAAGCACCUCAGCCCUAAACAGCCUAGUAGUCUCUUGUGCAUCUGCUGUUGGUGUGAGAGUGGCUGCUACAUACGAAGCUGGGGCCUUGUCUCUUAAGAAAGUUAUGAACUUUUAUAGUACGGCCCCUUGUGAACCUGGAACUCAGGCAGGCAGUAGUUCCAUAGGCCCAGAAGGUCUGAAAGAUAGCAGAGAAGAACAGGUUAAACAGGAAUCCAUGCAAGGAAAGAAGAGUUCAAGUCUUGUGGAUAUCCGAGAAGAGGAAUCAGAGGGAGGCAGCCGGAGACUCUCCCUCCCUGGCUUGUUGUCUCAAGUUUCCCCCAGGCUCUUAAGAAAAGCUGCCCGGGUGAAAACACGGACAGUGGUUCUGACUCCUACAUACAGUGGAGAAGCAGAUGCACUUCUGCCUUCUCUGAGGACAGAGGUGUGGACCUGGGGGAAAGGGAAGGAAGGACAGCUGGGCCAUGGUGAUGUUCUGCCUCGGCUUCAACCACUGUGUGUAAAAUGUCUGGAUGGUAAAGAAGUAAUCUAUCUGGAGGCAGGUGGUUACCAUUCUCUUGCACUUACUGCGAAAUCCCAGGUUUACUCCUGGGGAAGCAAUACCUUUGGUCAGCUUGGGCAUUAUGAUUUUCCAACAACAGUUCCUCGUCUUGCAAAGGUGAACAGUGAAAAUGGAGUUUGGAGCGUAGCUGCAGGCCAGGAUUAUUCCCUGUUUUUAGUGGAUACAGAAGAUUUCCAGCCUGGGUUAUAUUACAGUGGCCGACAGGACCCUGCAGAAGGUGACAGCCUUCCAGAGAAUCACAGUGGUACUAAGACUCCAGUACUUCUCUCCUGUAGUAAGCUCGGAUAUAUAAGCAGAGUGACAGCAGGGAAAGAUCGCUAUCUAGCUUUGGUGGACAAAAAUGUUAUGGGAUAUAUUGCCAGUCUCCAUGAGUUGGCUACUACGGAAAGACGAUUCUAUUCAAAACUAAGUGACAUCAAAUCUCAGAUUCUCAGGCCUCUUCUCAGUUUAGAAAAUUUGGGCACCGCAAGCACAGUCCAGCUGUUGCAGGAGGUGGCAAGCCGUUUCAGCAAGCUGUGUUACCUGAUCGGUCAGCACGGAGCCUCACUGAGCAACUUCCUCCAUGGGAUAAAGGAAGCCCGGAGUUUGGUCAUUCUGAAGCAUGCAAGUCUCUUCUUGGAUAGUUAUACAGAGUAUUGCACAUCUAUUACAAAUUUCCUGGUUAUGGGAGGAUUCCAGCUUCUUGCUAAGCCUGCCAUUGAUUUCCUAAAUAAAAACCAAGAGCUGUUACAAGAUUUAUCAGAAGUAAAUGAUGAGAACACCCAAUUGAUGGAAAUACUGAAUACUCUGUUUUUCUUGCCAAUCAGACGACUUCAUAAUUAUGCAAAAGUGUUGCUAAAGCUUGCUACUUGUUUUGAAGUGACAUCUCCGGACUACCAGAAACUACAGGAUUCCAGUUCUUGUUACGAGUCUCUUGCUCUCCAUCUCGGCAGGAGAAGGAAGGAAGCUGAGUACACACUGGGCUUCUGGAAGACCUUUCCCGGGAAGAUGACGGAUUCAUUGAGGAAGCCAGAGCGUCGGCUGCUCUGCGAGAGCAGUAACCGAGCCCUGUCUCUGCAGCAUGCCGGGAGGUUUUCUGUGAACUGGUUCAUUCUUUUUAACGAUGCCCUAGUCCAUGCCCAGUUUUCCACACAUCAUGUUUUCCCUUUGGCUACGCUAUGGGCAGAGCCACUUUCUGAAGAAGCUGGUGGUGUGAACGGCUUAAAGAUAACUACACCUGAGGAGCAGUUCUCUCUCGUUUCAUCAACACCCCAGGAAAAGACUAAGUGGCUGCGGGCUAUAAGCCAAGCUGUGGAUCAGGCUUUGAGGGGAACAUCUGAUCUUCCGCCCUAUGGAAGUGGCAGCGGUAUUCAGAGGCAGGAGCCACCCAUCUCACGCAGUGCCAAAUACACUUUCUACAAGGAUCCUCGCCUGAAGGAUGCGACCUAUGAUGGACGCUGGCUUUCAGGGAAGCCUCAUGGCAGAGGGGUUUUGAAGUGGCCAGAUGGGAAGAUGUAUUCUGGCAUGUUCAGGAAUGGCUUGGAAGAUGGAUAUGGAGAAUACAGAAUCCCAAACAAAACAUUGAACAAAGAAGACCAUUAUGUGGGCCAUUGGAAAGAAGGAAAAAUGUGUGGUCAAGGAGUCUAUAGUUAUGCCUCUGGUGAAGUGUUUGAAGGCUGUUUUCAAGAUAACAUGCGUCAUGGUCAUGGUCUCCUGCGAAGUGGAAAAUUGACUUCCUCUUCUCCCAGCAUGUUCAUUGGCCAAUGGGUAAUGGAUAAGAAAGCAGGAUAUGGUGUCUUUGAUGAUAUCACUAGGGGGGAAAAGUAUAUGGGAAUGUGGCAAGAUGACGUAUGUCAAGGGAAUGGUGUGGUAGUUACCCAGUUUGGAUUAUACUAUGAAGGCAACUUUCACCUUAAUAAAAUGAUGGGAAAUGGGGUUUUACUUUCCGAAGAUGAUACUAUAUAUGAGGGAGAAUUUUCAGAUGACUGGACUCUUAGUGGAAAGGGAACACUGACUAUGCCAAAUGGAGAUUAUAUUGAAGGUUAUUUUAGUGGAGAAUGGGGAUCUGGGAUAAAAAUCACUGGAACCUACUUCAAGCCUAGUCUGUAUGAGAGUGAUAAAGACAGACCCAAAGUUUUCAGGAAGCUGGGAAACCUGGCAGUAUCCGCUGAUGAAAAGUGGAAAGCGGUAUUUGAUGAAUGUUGGCAUCAACUGGGCUGUGAGAACCCAGGCCAAGGGGAAGUCUGGAAAGCCUGGGACAAUAUUGCCGUGGCCCUGACCACCAGUCGGCGCCAACACAGAGACAGUCCAGAGACAUUAAGUCGUUCGCAGACUCAGACACUGGAGAGUUUGGAAUUCAUUCCUCAGCAUGUUGGAGCCUUCUCUGUGGAGAAAUAUGAUGACAUCAAGAAAUAUUUAAUAAAGGCCUGUGACACGCCCCUGCACCCCCUGGGCAGGCUUGUGGAGACCCUGGUUGCAGUUUACAGAAUGACAUACGUGGGUGUGGGAGCCAAUCGCCGGUUAUUGCAGGAGGCUGUGAAGGAGAUCAAGUCUUACCUUAAGCGAAUUUUCCAGCUGGUGAGAUUCUUGUUUCCUGAGCUUCCUGAAGAGGGCAGCACAAUUCCUCUCUCUGCCCCUUUGCCAACGGAGAGGAAAUCCUUUUGCACUGGCAAGUCAGACUCCAGAUCCGAGUCGCCAGAGCCAGGUUAUGUGGUAACAAGUUCUGGGUUAUUGCUUCCUGUACUGCUGCCUCGGCUCUACCCACCACUGUUCAUGCUCUAUGCCCUGGAUAACGAUCGCGAGGAAGACAUUUACUGGGAAUGUGUUCUGCGGCUGAAUAAGCAGCCAGAUAUUGCUCUUCUGGGCUUCCUUGGGGUACAGAGGAAAUUCUGGCCUGCAACCUUGUCAAUCCUUGGAGAAAGUAAAAAGGUUUUGCCAACUACAAAAGAUGCUUGUUUUGCCUCAGCUGUAGAAUGUCUACAGCAGAUAAGCACAACAUUUACCCCGUCAGACAAACUUAAGGUCAUCCAGCAAACUUUUGAAGAGAUCUCUCAGAGUGUGCUGGCAUCACUUCAGGAAGACUUCUUGUGGUCCAUGGAUGACUUGUUUCCUGUUUUCUUGUAUGUGGUGCUACGGGCCAGGAUUAGGAAUUUAGGCUCUGAAGUACACCUCAUUGAGGAUCUAAUGGACCCUUAUCUUCAGCAUGGGGAACAGGGAAUAAUGUUCACCACCCUGAAGGCAUGUUACUACCAGAUCCAGCGUGAGAAGCUUAACUAGGAUACACGACAGCUUGCCAACUGGAUUAUCUGUAGGAUGUUUUUGCACCAUCUGGCGUCUUCCCGAAGUGGCGAAAACGAAUGGUGUUGAAAUUAGGACGUUGUGUUAUUUUGGUGGCUAUUUCUGAGCCUUACUAAUGAUGAUAGCCCUGCUCCCAGAAAAAAAAACAAAAAGACUGUAUGACUCAAAGAGAGGGUUGGAA